CCAAUCCCUAGACCUACCCUCUCCGCCGUCCCCAUUCUCUAUUGGCCAUCAUCUUCCAAAACCUACUCAGACUCCCCAAUCCCUCCACCUACCCACACUCAGACUCCCCAAUCUCUUUAUUUUCUCUCUGCAUCUGUCUUCUUCUCCAUCCCUUCCCCAGAUGAAACUCUGGUUCAAUUAAAAUCCGCCGCCGGUGCUCCGAAAUCGCAUCGAUUUGCCGGAAAUCACUUAUCCCAGAACGCCUCCACCGCCAUUGCCUUCCGCACAAAACACCCUCCACCUCCGCUCCCGCUUCCCCCGCCUGUCUUUCUUGUGGGCGUUGCUGCCGACUCUCUACUUGAAACACCUUCACCCCUCUGCCCUUCGGAUCUGUUAACUUCACGUCGUCCAAUUCCUCAAACGUGCUUACCACAGCUCCGAACAACCCAGACUCCCAAAUCCCCCGACCUCGUCGCCGUCCUCCGUGAGCUGCUAGGACAUGACCUGUAUAAAAGAGGUUCAAGACUAAAGAGAUUGAGGAUUGGGGAAAAGAAGAAAGACCAUGAACAACGAGGCAGGCAGAGGAAGGAUCGAGAAGAUUAGGGAGAUGUGGGUGUGGGAUGGCUAAGAGGACGAGAAUGGGGAGGUUUUCUCGUCGGAAGGAGAGGUAGCCGACUUAAGAGAGAGAUUGGGAAAAGUGAGAAGAGGGACGAGUCGUAUUCUAAAAAGAAUUAAUUUUUUUUAUUUGUUGUCAUCCACUUUUUUUUGUUGAUGAAUUAAUUAAAUAUUUUUAAAU
Molecule: messenger RNA, 775 nt
Organism: Linum tenue
Lineage: Eukaryota; Viridiplantae; Streptophyta; Magnoliopsida; Malpighiales; Linaceae
Source: the annotation of a GenBank genome assembly